CAUAUUCGGAGUACCUCAGCUUUGCUUUCCAAAUUGGUGCUAUAAACUUCUAUCUAAACAACUAAUCAAAACGACUCACAAGAUAGAUAUAGCUGAAACUAUUUUACAAAUCUCAAAGCGUCCGACGUCGAAUUUUCGUCUUCCGAAGCACUUUUGGGAACAUUACUGGGUAUAGCUAGCUAUACUUAGCCACCCAUCCGAUACCGAUAUCAGAGGUUGACCUUGCUUGUUACGCUAAACAUUUCGUCCGGACGUUGUGGCAAGCGUCUUUUCAGACUCCUCGCCUGUAACACCAACACCAUCAAUAUCGCGCUCAGUAUGCCUUCAGUGAAAAGGGAGACGCACCAAAGGAUUAUCCAGCAGUUUGAAGCCGACUAUGCACCUGCUAAAUUCACUAUAUAUCAGUCAGAGAGGACUGGUAUGAGGAGUGUCGUGGUCGACCGGAAGGGUCCGAAAGUGCAAGGCUAUUUUACUUUAGCAACUGAGAUACAUGAUGACUCAGGAGCUCCGCAUACUCUUGAGCAUCUCGUGUUCAUGGGGUCGAAAACUUACAAAUACAAAGGUGUAUUAGACAAGCUUGCAACUCGUGCAUAUUCAAAUACAAAUGCAUGGACCGCAACUGAUCAUACAGCCUACACGCUGGAUACAGCAGGUUGGGACGGCUUUGCUCAGAUCCUCCCCAUCUACCUGGAACAUAUUCUGCUACCUACACUCACAGACGAAGGGUGUUAUACGGAAGUCCAUCAUGUCGAUGGUACUGGACGCGACGCAGGUGUCGUCUACUCUGAAAUGCAAGGCGUUCAAAACAAUCAAGCCGAGCUCAUGGAACUUCACGCUCGCCGGAUCAUGUAUCCUGAAGGAGAUGGCUUUCGCUACGAGACCGGUGGAAUGAUGGAGCAACUUCGUGUCUUGACUGCUGAUAGAAUACGAGAAUUUCACAAAGUAAUGUAUCAACCUAAAAAUCUUUGCCUUAUACUCGUUGGCGAGAUAAACCACGAAAGUCUGCUUGACAUUCUUGACACCUUUGAGGAUGGAGCAUUGGAUGACUUGCCGCCCAUCGAAGCCCGGUUCUCACGACCAUGGGUCGAUUCUAAGCGAACACCACUUCUCUCAAAAACCACAGUCGACCGCGUAGAGUUCCCGGAGGCGGAUGAGUCCUAUGGCGAGAUCUUGAUUGGAUUCUUUGGACCAGACUGUCUCAAUGCUACUCUUGAUUCAGCUACAAAUGUACUGCUGACGUACCUAGCCGAGUCCUCUGUCUCUGUUUUGGUGAACACAUUAGUGGAGAAAGAGCAGCUUGCCAGUUCAGUAUAUUAUCAGGUUGAAGUGCGACCAAAUCUAGUGAUAUGGUUCACUCUCAGCGCUGUAGAGACUCCUAAGGUCGCAGAUGUCGAGACACGUUUCUUCGAGAUCCUUCGCGAUGCAGCCGUUAAACCACUAGACAUGCCGUACAUGAGAGAAUGUCUCGCCAGGUUUCGGAGGCAGAUCAAGUUUUCUGCAGAGUCCUCUGCUAGUGUAUUCACCGAUCCCAUUAUCUACGAUCAUCUUUUCUCGAAGCGCGAUGGCGAAAUUCUAAAAAGAUCCUUGAGCUCACUAAGUGAUCUUGACGAGCUUGAUAGUUGGACAGAGAUCCAGUGGAAGUCAUUUCUAAAGCAAUGGCUUGCAGAUGCAGAUCAUGUGUCGAUCCUUGGUGUUCCUUCAAAGGUGUUAUCUGAGAAACUGAAGGAGGACGAAAAGGCUCGAGUAAAGGCACAGCAGGAAAAGCUUGGAGAGCUCGGACUGAUGAAGCUUGCGCAGAAGCUAGAGCAAGCCAAAGCAGAGAAUGAUAAGCCAAUUCCAUCGGAGGUCCUUGAGCAAUUUGAGAUCCCGGACACGGAGUCAAUCCACUUCUUUCCUUCAAUUACCGCCAGAUCAGGUCUGGCGAAGAAGAUGGGACCCAUUAAGAAUGACAUUCAGGAAGUUAUCGACAGAGACGCUGCUGAUCUACCACUAUUCGUACAUGUUGAACACAUCCCGACAAAUUUCGCUCACGUCAACCUGAUAUUGUCGACAGUUUCGGUACCGUUAAAACUCAAGCCGCUGCUGUCCGUGUACCUAAACAAUUUCUUCAACACGCCCAUCAAUCAAGAUGAGAAGCGCGUGGAAUUCGAGAAAGUCGUUGCACAGCUGGAGAAAGAUACAGUCUCGUAUGAUAUCGACACUGGUAGCGCUGUUGGAAAUUGUGAGCUUAUCCGCAUUAGGUUGAUUGUCCAGCAAGACAAGUAUGAGGUGGCAAUCAGGUGGAUUCGUGACAUGCUAUUCGACAGCAUCUUCGAUAUAGAGCGAUUGAAAACCACAGUCAACAAGCUUCUGGCUGAUGUCCCAGACGAAAAGAGAAGCGGUAAUGGAAUGUGCUACGCUGUCAAUUCUAUGAUUCAUUACACACCCGCGGCAUCGAGCCGAGCACAAAACACGCUCGUCAAAGCUUUGUACCUCAAACGCAUACUCAAGCAACUAGAAAGAGAACCAGAGGAAAUAAUUGGACGCAUGGAAGCCCUCCGUAGGUCACUCGCACGGUUCGGCAAUGCCCGCGCCUUCGUAGUAGCUAACGUUGAGACUUUGCCACGUCCGAUAUCGUCAUGGAAAACUUUAGUAGAUUCCUUCGAUACAAGUGAGGAUCUCGCUCCAUUGGACUCGCGCCAAGCUGUCCUGUCUGAUGCGGGGAAAAGUCCUGGAAGUCUUGCCUAUAUCGUGCCCAUGCCGCCAAUCGACUCGUCCUUCCUCCUCUUGACCGGCAAAUGUCUCGACUCGUACGCGCACCCUAAGCUGCCCGCACUCAUCGUGGCUCUCUCCUAUCUCGACGCAGUUGAAGGCCCUAUGUGGGUUGCCGUUCGAGGCACUGGUCUCGCAUAUGGAACAUCAUUUGCCCGCGAGACUGCUACUGGCCUACUCGCAUUCCGUGUGUACCGCUCGCCAGAUGCUUUCAAAGCGUACAGCGUCGCGAAGAUGGUCAUCGAGGAGUACAUUAGUGGGAAGCGGCCUUUCGAAAAGCAUGCGCUGGAGGGCGCGGUCAGCAGCAUUGUGGUAGACUUUGUGAACGAGGAACCGACGAUGAGUCGUGCUGCGUUGUCCGGCUUUGUCAAUCAAGUAGUCAGGGGGGUCGGAAAGGACUGGAAGGAAGAGAUGUUGAAAAAGGUCAGAGCGGUCAAGGUCGAGGAGAUCAAAGAGGUGUUGCAAGGUAUUGUACUGCCAGUGUUUAAGCCUGAGACGGCGAAUUUGGUCGUCUCCUGCGCUACGAUUAUGGAAGAGGGUCUGAAGAAGAACUUCGAAGAGGCUGGAUUCAAGCCUGAAGUGCAAGCACUCACCUUCUUCCAAGACGACUAUGGACUCAAGCUCAAGGAUGAUGACGAGUCUGAUGUUGAGGCGGAGGGAGACGAGGAGGAAUAUGGCGAGGGAGAAGGAGAUGGCGACGAGAGCAUAAGUGAUGAGGAAUAGGUUAGGCAUGGAGGUAGCGCGAGCAUCUACUUGCAUGAUCUUAGUGAUGAACAUUACAUAAAGGCUGUGUCUCAGCUUCCACCAAAAGUCGGUCCAACAACUGUAAAAAUUUACGUAUAGGGCCUGGCCUACCAAAUGAUUGGUGCCUGAAAAUGGGUUCCCUUAUAUCACGCCAUGCAACGCGGCAUUUCACACAUCAAGCUGUCAAUAUUCCUUCUCGAAGAUCUUCUGAAUGGGCUCCGCCGUAUUCACAAACUUCUCAAGCUCAAUGUCCAGGUUCGCCAGGUCCUCUCUUCUCUUCUUAUUUUCAGCGAUCAAGCCCUGCUUCUUCCUCAGGAGGCCCUGUCUCUGUUCCUCCAACGCCUGUCGCUCCAUAUGCUCAUGCUCGAUCCGUGCUACCAUCAGUUCAUUUUCAUCAU
Pseudovirgaria hyperparasitica is the source of this 3893-nucleotide messenger RNA. RefSeq names its product metallopeptidase. The transcript has 3 exons. Gene Ontology annotation, molecular function: metal ion binding. The record is from RefSeq and is a predicted model, not a curated record. Bases 319 to 3474 code for a protein of 1051 amino acids. NCBI's taxonomy places the organism in Eukaryota, Fungi, Ascomycota, Dothideomycetes, Acrospermales, Acrospermaceae.